AUGGCGAACCACGACUACGACGAUCGGGACCGGGCCUACAGCAGCUUCGGCGGCAACAGAGGGCCCCGCGGUAGCGGCCCCCCUGGCGGGCGGCGCGGCAAGGAGCUUCCAUCGGAGCCGCCCUUCACCGCCUACGUGGGCAACCUGCCCCCCAAUACGGUCCAGGGCGACCUGGACGACAUCUUCAAGGGCCUCAGCAUACGCAGCGUCAGACUGGUGCGCGACAAAGAAACAGACAAGUUCAAAGGUUUCUGUUACGUGGAGUUUGACGAUCUGGAGUCCCUGAAGGAGGCCUUGGCCUACGACGGCGCCGAUUUAGGCUCCAGGUCGCUUCGGGUGGACAUCGCCGAGGGACGCAAACAGACGCGAGGGGGGACGGGCUUCGGCUUCAAAGACGACGGUCGAGGCCGAGGAGGUCCCCGAGGAGGCGGUCCCCGAGGAGGACGCGACGACUUUGCAGACGGAGGCUUCAGGGACGACGACUUCUCGGGAGGCCGGAGUCGGGGCGGCGGCCGUAUCGGUGACCGCCGAGGUGGCGGCGGCGGCGGGAUGGGCCGCUUCAGAGACGGACCGCCUCGUGGAGGAACCGCCGACUUUAGGGAACCUUCUGACGAGGAGCGCGCUCAGCGGCCGCGUCUUCAACUGAAGCCCCGCACCGUGUCGGAGCCUCUCAACCAAGUGGCCAACCCCAAUUCCGCCAUCUUUGGGGGCGCCAAACCACGAGAGGAGGUGAUUUCCCGGGAAAAAGCCCAAGACUGA
This is a messenger RNA of Nerophis lumbriciformis (worm pipefish), 759 nucleotides long. The record is from RefSeq and is a predicted model, not a curated record. NCBI's taxonomy places the organism in Eukaryota, Metazoa, Chordata, Actinopteri, Syngnathiformes, Syngnathidae.